Messenger RNA from Gadus morhua (Atlantic cod), 1207 nucleotides. It is a transcript of the gene fam162a, whose product is annotated as family with sequence similarity 162 member A. Gene Ontology annotation, biological process: neuron apoptotic process; positive regulation of release of cytochrome c from mitochondria; cellular response to hypoxia. Bases 115 to 597 code for a protein of 160 amino acids. Gene Ontology annotation, cellular component: mitochondrion. The transcript has 5 exons. Lineage: Eukaryota; Metazoa; Chordata; Actinopteri; Gadiformes; Gadidae. The record is from RefSeq and is a predicted model, not a curated record.
AGGGGUCCUGCCUACUGCUCUUGAAUAUGUCAUAACAAAACAUUGUCUGCAGUUCGACUGGUCCACUCCUCCACUGGUUUAUUCCCAGUGCAACUUUAAGAGUCCUCUGCAGAAAUGAACAUGAUGAGAGGUCGGAGUCUCCUCAGCGUCGCAGGUCAAUGGCGCAGGCAGGUGGUGGAUGCGAGCAGGAGAACGUUGUGCAGCAAACCCCAGGAGACCAAAGCGGAGCCUCCAGCUACAGCUCCUGCCAACACCCACCUGGGAUUCAAGCUGCCUGGGUACAGACCCUCAGACAUGGAUAAGAAGAUUCUGAUCUGGUCUGGGCGUUUCAAGAGCGCCGACCAGAUCCCAGAGUUUGUGUCGUUUGAGAUGAUCGAUGCCUCAAGGAAUCGGAUGAGAGUGAAGGCAUGCUACGGCAUGAUGGUGACCACAAUAGCUGCCUGCUUGAUAAUGGUCAUUUUAGGCAAACGGGCAGCGGGCCGACAUGAGUCUCUGACAGGCCAGAACAUGGAGAAGAAGGCCAAGUGGAGACAGGAGUUCCAGCUACAGCAGCAGGAGGCCGCUAGCGCCGCCGCCAUGUCUGGAAAGGCCCAAUGACAGGACAUGUCCCACCUACUAAAUGAUCUCCUCUCCGGUUAUUAGUUAUAUAUCUCUAUCUAUAUAUAUAUCUCUAUCUCUAUCUCUAUAUAUCUCUCUCUAUAUCGAGAGAGCGAGAGAGAGAGAGAGAGAGCGCCUAGCACUCCAUAAAGGUGCCAUGCCUUAAUUGUAGAAAAUAUGCCAAGAUCCAAAUAGCCCACAGUGCUACACAACCUUGAUUUCCUUGCACAACACAGGCUACAGAUGUGUACACACUCACUGUCAUUGCUCAGUGUUUUCCAUGGAUCAACUUUUUGGUUGCAGAUUCCUGCCUCUGACCAAAAUGUGUUCUUUGUUCCUGUUUCUGUAGUUGUCACUAAUAUUAAAACCCAGGGCAUUUUCUCCCCCUGCCUCUUACAGCUAAACCGACUGUUGAAAUUAAUUCGUUUUUACCUGAAAACCCUUAGAAAUGGAUCAGAACUGAUACUGUAUAAAAUACUGGGUCCUUUACUUUUGGCAAGUUCCUAUUGUCUAAUCCGUCUGUUGACAUAAAGCGUGGUCAGCGGCUGUUGUAAAAAACGUAUCCUGGAGUGAUCAAACCAUUAAAACUUUCAACUUGAAUGCUGAGCAA